GACCAGCACGGCGCCAGCAAGUCCUCGUGCGCUCCUUGCGAGCUGGCUGGUGUGGGGAACAUUGACUGCCCGGCGAUGGGCGGAAAAGGUCCAGAGGAGAACUCGACAGUCGCAGCUUGCGCCAGUCAAUGCGAGGCGCCUCGGCCCGAUGCCGGCGUGACGCUGCCUCCCGCCGUGACCAACCCCGGCCUGAGCCGCGUGGCGUCCAACGCUGAGGAGAUGGUCUCAGCGCCCGUCUCGCCGCCUCUGCCUCCGGCAGAGGGCGAGACGGCCUUGGCCACCCGCGCUCAGGUUGCCAACCGCAUGACAACGACCACGCCUUUUGGAAAGGCGCCCGAGUACCUGCCCAUGGUCGUGUACCGCAGCCCUGAGGAUGCCGCCGCUGCACAGCUGCCCCAAACGGCAGGCUCAGCAGCGCUGCCGUGGCCCGUGGAGCUCCCUGCGUUGCUGCAGGAGGGGGGGCGACUCCACCGAUGA
Molecule: messenger RNA, 477 nt
Organism: Symbiodinium pilosum
Lineage: Eukaryota; Dinophyceae; Suessiales; Symbiodiniaceae
Source: the annotation of a GenBank genome assembly